This is a messenger RNA of Fraxinus pennsylvanica, 3555 nucleotides long. Lineage: Eukaryota; Viridiplantae; Streptophyta; Magnoliopsida; Lamiales; Oleaceae. The record is from the annotation of a GenBank genome assembly.
AUGCGCAUCGAGCACGCUAGGUUUGUCCGCCAGUCAGGUGCUCUGGCCUUUUUCUGCGUUUUCUCCCAUCUUCAUAGAUUUCCUCGCCAGUCACCUUACUCACUCAACCCACUGAGAAAUUCUCUUGAAGAAAUUCUUGAAAUUGAGUUUAAGAUCUGGUUCAAAUCCGAAGUCCAAACCUUCAGUUUUUCCAUGAAAAGCAAGAAGAAGAUUUCAUCAAGUGCCAAUGCUGAUGAAUUGGCUCUGUCAUUGUAUGCGGAGGAGGUGGAGCCAGUUCCUUUGAAAGUCUACCUCCAUUCUUGCGUAAGGCGUUCGCCACGAUUCACCACCAAUAAGUACAAAACGCCAUCUCCGGCGAGCAGCAGCCGGCGGAAGUCAAAAGGGUUUCCUGCAUUUGCCCUUUCUGUUCAGGAAAGGUCUCCAAGGCUUUCUGAAUCAUCUGCUCCGGUGGAAGCGUCGUUGAAGAAACGGAGAGGUUUUGAGGAGGAAGAAGUUUCAAAGAAAGUGAAGGCGUGUUUGAAUGAUAAAAGUUUAAGUUCUCCGAGGUUGAGACGCGGGGGUAAAGAUGUAAAUUCAAGGGGUUUUUUGCGCGCUAGGUGCUUAAGAUCAAGAACUGUAGUAAUGCAUGUAAGUAAUGAGAAAGAAAGGGUAGAGAAAAGUGUAAAUUUGAAAUGCUUAAGAUCUCGAAUAAUUGAGUUAGAUUUGGUAAAAACACCCAAAGCUUUGAAAACUAUAGGUCUCGACAGUAGCUCUAGCAGGUUUCCGAGGUUAAUUGAGGCCAAAAAUGAAAAUCUGAAGCCUGAGACGCCUUCAUUGGAGAAGAGCUUAAGAUCAAGAACUGUAAAAAUGCACGUGGGAAUUGAGAAAGAAGGGCCGGAGAAAAGUGCUUCGAAGAAAAGCAUUUGUCAUGCUAUGUUGGUUGAUAAGUGCAUAAGGUCUCCAAAAGUAGAGUGUAAUUUGGAUGAAUUGCCUCAGGUUUUAGAAAAACGGGAUUUGGAAAAAUGUGGUUCAGAGGUAAUGAGUGAGAAGUGCUUAAGGUCUAGGAAAAUUGACUUUAAAGUAAAUGUGGAAGGAAGUGUUGAGAGAAAAACUCCUCGAAUGGAAGGGUGUCCUUCGAAGAAUGAAGGUUCUGUUAAAAAAGAUAUGGAAUCAGAAAAAAAACGAGAAAAACAAAAAAAAACUGCGUGUUGUUUUAUUGGGGAGCCAAUUCCAGAAGAAGAUGCUCGGGAGAAAUGGGCAUGGCGAUAUGACUUAAAGAGCCAAAGAAAGGAUCAAAGUGGGAAAUUGAAUAGUGGUGAAGAAGAUGAAAUUAUAUUGAAUGUACAGUGCCAUUAUGCUCAAGCCAAAGUUGACAGUUGUGUUCUUAACGUCGGAGAUUGUGCAUAUAUGAAGGGUGAAGGAAAUAAAAAACAUGUUGGGAAAGUCUUGGAAUUUUUCAAGACAACGGAGGGAGAAGAUUACUUUAGAGUUCAAUGGUUUUUCAGAGCUGAAGAUACGGUUAUGAAAGAUGCUGCUUCUUUUCAUGACAAGAAGCGCUUAUUCUACUCCACUUUAAUGAACGACAACAUAUUAGAUUGUAUUAUUUCGAAAGUCAACAUUGUAAAAAUACCACCUGUGCUGUGUGAAAAACCGAACAUUAUUCAACCGGCUGCUUUUUAUUAUGAUAUGGAGUACUCUGUGGAAUAUUCAACAUUUCGUACUUUGUCAACUGAAAAUUAUGUUGACAGCCAUGAUUCAUUCUCAGCCAAAUAUGCGGACCCCAACUACCAUUCUGUUACUGAAACACCCUUGCAGGUUCUGUCCAAUUGUGAAUCUCUGAAAGAAGAAUUAGCAUUACUAGACCUAUUCUCUGGCUGUGGUGGAAUGUCAACUGGAUUGUGCUUUGGUGCAAAUCUUGCUGGUCUCAAUCUUGUAACGAAAUGGGCCGUUGAUUAUAACAGGUCUGCAUGUGAGAGCGUGAAACUAAACCAUCCGGAAACCCAAGUUAGGAAUGAAUCUGCUAAUGAUUUCCUAGAGUUACUAAGGAGCUGGGAGAAGUUAUGCAAAUCAUAUGUGUGCGAUUUAGACAGAACACAUGAAUUCGGAUUGGAGGACGACUGUGAAGAAAGUGACGGCAAUAUAAAUUCUCAAUUGGAUGAAGAGGUUUCUUCUGAAGAAUAUGAAGUUUCCUGUCUGGUUGAUAUUUGUUAUGGUGAUCACGGUGAAAGAGGAAAGCGUGGGAUACACUUCAAGGUACGUUGGAAGGGAUAUGGUCCAGAUGAAGAUACAUGGGAACCAAUUGAAGAGUUGAGUAAUUGUGAAGAGAAAAUAUGGGAUUUUGUUAGGGAAGGAUUGAAAUCGAAAAUUUUGCCUCUCCCGGGAGAAGUUGAUGUAAUAUGUGGUGGCCCUCCAUGUCAAGGCAUUAGCGGUUAUAAUCGACAUAGGAACGUUGAGUCCCCAUGGGACGAUGAAAGAAACCACCAAAUUGUGGUCUUUAUGGAUAUAGUUGGAUUCUUAAAGCCAAAGUAUGUCUUGAUGGAAAAUGUGGUCGACAUCAUAAGAUUCGAUAAGGCCUCUCUUGGACGAUAUGCUUUAAGUCGUUUAGUGCAUAUGAAAUACCAAGCCAGGUUAGGAACUAUUGCCUCGGGGUGUUAUGGUCUUCCUCAGUUUCGACUGCGCGUUUUUAUUUGGGGUGCGUCUCCUAGUGAGAAAUUGCCCCAGUUCCCAUUGCCUACACAUGAUGUUGUUGUCAGAUAUUGGCCUCCAUGCGAAUUUGAGAGGAAUACUGUUGCUUAUGAUGAAGGCCAGCCUCGCGCACUUGAAGACACCAUUGUUCUUCAGGAUGCAAUUUCUGAUCUGCCAUCUGUAACAAAUGAUGAAACCCGUGAAGAAAUGAUAUAUGAGAAGCCUCCAGAAACGGUGUUCCAAAGGUACAUAAGAUCAAGUAAAGACGAGAUGUUGGGACUUGUGUCAAAUAGAGAAAUGGGAUCAAAAUGUCCUGUGUUAUUCGACCAUCGGCCUCUCCAGUUGUCUUCACACGAUUACUUGCGCGUUUGUCAAAUCCCAAAGAGAAAAGGAGCCAACUUCAGGGACCUUCCCGGGGUCAUUGUGGGAGAAGAUAAUGUGGCACGUCGUGAUCCAACCAAAGAGCCAAUGAUGCUACCCACUGGAAGACUAGUUGUGCCAGAUUGUGUCUUCAAUUUUGAACAGGGAAAGUCGAAAAAACCAUACGCAAGAUUAUGGUGGGACGAGACAGUAGCAACGGUGGUGACAUUCCCCUAUGUUCGCUGCCAAGCAGUUUUACAUCCCGAGCAGAACCGACUUCUCACCAUACGAGAGUUUGCAAGAUUGCAGGGAUUCCCAGAUUUUUACAGAUUCUGCGGGACUGUCAAGGAAAAGUACUGUCAGAUAGGCAAUGCAGUGUCUGUUCCAGUGGCACGAGCUCUCGGAUAUGCGCUUGGAAUGGCCUCCACCAGGAAGUUUAGUGGAGACGAGCCCCUCGUGAUCCUACCGCCAAAAUUCUCUUUCCUACAGCAUUCGACUAAUGAACCUGAUGUCUCUAUGUCUGGACAGUAG